Molecule: messenger RNA, 6562 nt
Organism: Moneuplotes crassus
Lineage: Eukaryota; Ciliophora; Spirotrichea; Euplotida; Euplotidae
Source: the annotation of a GenBank genome assembly
AAUAUUUUAAUUGGCCGGGUCAAGCAUAAAUGGAGAACUUUUUGGUAGAGAAAGAUAUGCAAAAUUCAUGGAUGAGAGCUUUCCAGAAGCUUUGUAGUUAUCGAGAGGCAUUAUUUAUUUACAAAAUACUACAAUGGAUUAUUGGCUUACUAAAAUCAUAUCAAACCACUUCAGAUAAAAUAUCAAAAUUUAGAACUAAAUUUUUCAUUUUUUUACUUUUCAUAAAUAUUUUUAUGAAAAUCUGCUCAUGAGAAACCCUAUGAAAUUCUGGCAUGUUUAAUGAGCUUGAUCACUGAUUCUCUUGUCAUGUCUCAUGCAAGGAGUGAGAUCAAUAUGGAGAAUGAACAACCUGCAAUGAAGGGUUUACCUAUAACCCAUCAAGCAAACUCUGAGAUUAUCAAAAUUGAGCUGAUGGAGAGUUUUAUUCAUUACCUUUGCAAAAAUGCUCAAGUUGAGAAGAAAGCUGCCAUUCCUCGUGAGCAUACCAAUAUCAUUGUUUUGAAUGUUCUAAUGACGAAUUUCUCAACCUGGAUGAUAUGAAUUGUGUAACUGAAUGAAAUCCUGAUACCCAAAUCGAAAUAGUUGACCCUCAACUUCAAGAUAUUCCUGUCUGCAGAUCUUUUGACUACUAUGUAAACCCAAACAGCCAUAGUCUAGUGGAGGUUGGAACAAGACUUCACCCAUACAAAGAUCUUGACUCUGCCUUUGUGGAGAUUCUGAACUUCCACAGUGACCAAGAGAGAAAUAUAACUGUGUAUGUAAUGGAAAGUACAACUGUGUUUGGAGUGAGUCCAAUCUAUAUUUCUAAUAUCACUCAUGUUCAAGUUGAAUCCUACACUGAUACAAAAAUUAGGAGAGACCCUGCUAGAUUAGUUGGUGUAACCAAUAGUUCAAAACUUAUCAGAUCAAAUUUUCCAACAAAAUUCAAGAUUUUAGCCAAUCAGUCUGUAUUACUGGCUGAGAAAAUAUUUGAUGUUGAAGAGUUUGACUCCGAUGAUAGAAAGGAACUCUUACUGAAUAAUGCAAUAUUUCGCCCGUUCCAUGCUGGCUUUGUGCUCAACAAUUUUAGACUAAGAACAGAUUAUGAUGAUCCCUCAACUUCCCAUGCUAUAGUUGAUCCAGUAAAUAUUGAUACAAAAAUAGUUGGAUUCACUAAUUGAGACUUGAGAAUUCAGGGAACUGUCUUCAGAGCUAUCACACAAGUUCUCAAUUUCAGAAUGGAGAAUAUCCUCUUGGAGACUCAGUUUCUUUAUAGAUUUAUCUUGAUGAACCUCAGAUGUGCUCCUGAUGGAAGUGACCUUGGAACCCAGUUUUAUUGGAAAAAUAUCACAGUCAUAAACUCUGGUGAACGGCCAUCUUAUCUGCAUAUUCAAGAAUCUUUCAUCCGAGCUUAUCUUCCCAGUAAUGCGCACAUUGAAGACUGAAUGUUUGAUACAUAUCAAGGAUAUUCAAACACAUUGGUUCCUUAUGUCUUCUAUAUCAAUCAAAAGAAUUGUACUCCAAUAAAUGAAGCUAAAUGGAACUUCACCAAUGUCCAUUUAGACACUAGGAGGUUUGAAAAUGGAAGAAAUAGUAGUUUUGCUAACUCAAAUCAUUUCUCAUUAGUAAGAGGAACCGAGAACUCUAAUCAUGUAGAUCUAUACAUCUACAAUUUUUCUUCUUCUAAUACGAUAUCCUUCACAACUAUGGCUUCUUUCAAUUGUUGGCUUUGAAAUAACAUCACUCUGUAUAUGAAAGAUAUUGCCUUUAAAAAUGUUGAAGGAUAUGUUAUGAACUUAGAGACUGAAUAUACAUUCAUCAAUAACAUUUCCUUUACAAAUGUAAACUCCGAUAUCUUUUAUCUAAUGCAUAUGUCCUCUGAUAACAGCAUCCAAAUUGAUGGUCUUACAUUGGACAACGUUACUGAUGUAGGUUCUUCAAAAUUAUCUCUAAUUUUGGCUUACUCGAAACAAGACUCAGACUUUGUGUUCAAAAAUAUUGAUAUCAAAGCUGCAGAGAUUAUCAAUAGAAGAGCCGUUCUAUUUAUCACUUCAACUAGUAAUAGUAGCCUGGAAUUUUCAAAUGUCUCAGUUACAAACUCAGCACUAGGUGGAGAUUCUAACUUACUUGGAUAUGGAAUAUUUCGGAAUCUCAAUUUCACAGACAUUCAUGUUAGAAAUACUACCUCCAAAGCUCAAGGAGUCAAUUACAUUAUUCGAAGUGAUUAUAGUAGCGAGGGGCUUGCUCCAGAUAACAAUCAGACUUUGAGUAAUGUUCUGAUAGAAGAGUCUUCUAUUUCAUUGCUUAGUGUAUCUAAGCCAGAUGGUUAUGUGGGAUCAUCCCAAAGCUUUUCUGUCAUCAAUAUCACUUAUCGAAAUAGUGUCAGUGAAGUUGAAUUAGACUUUAUAAGACUGUAUCAGAUGUCCACCACAGGUUCCUACUCAAUCACUCUAAAUGAUAUAUCUUUCAAGAACUUAUCAUUCACAACUCAGAGUAAUCUGAUGUAUUUUCAGCAACAACUGUCAACUCCAGUUGAAAUCUCUAACCUUGAAGUUUCAGAUGUUGUAAAUGGGGGAAUCACUGUUGAAAAUUUUAGAGAAAAUGAAUUCUACAAUACAACUCAUGUGCAAAUUACCAACAUGACUGCAUACAAUGUAAAUGGGAUGUCAACAUCUCUUUUUAAUAUCUUUGAUGGGGCUGAAAUUCAGAUUGUUAGUUCUCAGUUUUCGUUCAUUAGCAACUAUAACAAAGGUGCUGUUAUGUCAGCUGGUACUCAGAAAGCUGUCAGUGUUUUCAUAGAAUGUUCUUUCUGGAACAAUACAUCAAUAGACGGUGCUGUUUUUGCAACAGAAGCUGAAAGUAACAUCAAAUGAUACAAUUGAGAAUUCACUCAUAAUUUUGCUGUAUCAAGCGGUGUAGUCAAAGUAGACUCUGAUGGAAUGUUUGAAUUUUACAACUGCACAAUCCACGACAAUAUUGCCCUUAGAGCUUCAUUCAGUGAGCUAUAUUCAUCCCAACUUGAAAGUAUUUUGGAUGGAUCAAAUAUUGCUUCUAAUUAUGUUGUAACUAAAGAUAAGAUACUUACAGAUAUCGUGAUGCAAGGUUAUAUUCAUAAAAGUUUCAGAAAUUAUAUAAACAAUAACACUGAAAUCCUUGAUUCAGGAGAUAACCCUAGUUGUAUAAAAGCUCUGCUAGGAUCAAUCUCAAUAACGAAUAGCGUCUUUGAUAGCCAACCUUACAUCCUUGAGAUCAUUAGCUCUAUAAUUUCUAUAACAAAUGUAUCAUUUAUAAGCAUUGAGUUAGCUAGCAUAAUGAUGAGGAUAAGUGAGUCUGAAGCUUUUUUUUAUGGAAUUAUCAUGACAAACCUCACAUGUGGAAAUCAACAAAAUGAUGUAUUGCAACUUACAAAUUCAUUCAUCAAAAUACUUGACUUGAAUUAUACUUCUUCUACUUGUCGAUUAAUUCAAGCGGCAGCUUCACAACUAAAUCUGGAGAAACUGAGUUCCUCCCAAAUCAGUCUCAAUCUAAUGAAUCUAAUUAAUAUUCAAAGGUCUAAAGCCAUUGAUGUCAGCAAUAGAGGUGUGAAUUUUACCACAUCGAUAGAGUCUUGCACAUUCAAGUCCAUAUCUUCUAACUUUAUUAACUUGAUUUUUAUCAAGAAUUCAGGGAUCUCAAAAAUAGAAAAUACCGCAUUUAUCGAGAUUGGAACUCAGGUGAUUAAAAUUGAGAAUUCGGUCGUAGAUCUGAUAAGCAAUGUUCACUUUGAAUCUAAUCUACAGUGAAUCUUGGCUCAAGAAUCUACUCUGAAGUUAGUUCAGUCUUCUGAGUUCAGAGAAUGUUCGGCAGAACACUCUAAUGGAGGAGCCAUCAGACUUGUCAGAAGUAGCUCUACUAUUAGGGAGUGAGAAUUUAAUACUAAUUUAGCUGAAACUGGAGCUGGGAUCAGUGUAGAAUGAACUUCCCUGGUUGAGUGUGAUAAUAUGUUUGAAUAUCUUAUAUUCUCGAAUAAUUAUGCUAAGAUACAAGGAGGAUCAAUAUAUUACAAUUACAAAAGACCCCUGCUUACUCAUAUUACCUACAUUAACAAUACUGCACAGUAUGGUCAUGAAAUUGCAAGCUAUGCUGUCAAGAUAGUUCAAAAGAACACUUCUAAUAAUAAAAUUGUACUAAAUGAUGUUGGGAGCAAUAUCGAAUUUAACAAAGAUCUUGAACUAGAGCUCAUCGAUUACGAUGGCCAAGUCAUGAAUCUUGAAAACACUUUCACAGUCACAAUUCUUGAAAAUGAUCCUUCAAUUGAAGUAAAAGGAACAAACACAGCAAAAUUUGUCAAUGGAACUGCUCUCUUUGACAAUCUAAUUUUUGUUGGAGUAAACGGUAUGAAGAAUGCUUUGUACAAAGUCAUGACCAGUAGUAUCGAUCAAAGCAUUGUUAACGCAGUUUUGGGUAAUUCAAAUGGUGAAUAUAACAACACCAUAGAUGCUUCCUUCAGGCAUUGUAAACCAGGAGAAAUUAAAACGGCGAAUUAUCAUUGAGAAGAGUGCAAUGCAAGAACUUUUUCUUUCACCUGGAACUCUACCAAAUGUAAUGAUUGAGUCCAACAUGCUACUUGUAAUGGAAAAGAUGAAAUAGAAAUCUCUCAAGGUUACUGGAGGAAGUCUGUAAAUUCUUCAACAAUAAUUGAGUGACCCAACAAAGAUGCUUGAAUUGGAGGUUAUCAUCCUGACAACUCAGAUCAUCCUGUCCAAUGUAAAAUAGGAUAUAAAGGUGUUCUUUGCUCAGAAUGAGACAUAGUCAAUGGAACCAAGUAUCAACCUUUAGCUGACUUCCAAUGAAGUAAAUGACCAAAUCAAAUUGUAAAUGGUUUACGAAUGAUUUCCUUUGUAAUAUUUGCUUUAGCUUUCUUAAUAUUUUUAAUAUUUCUCACUCUAAGAAAGACCAAAGAAAGCCAGUUAUCUAUUCUGCUAAGAAUCUUCACAAACUACAUGCAUGUAAUAUCAGCUUCUAUGUCAUUCAAUGUAAAUGUUCCAGACAGCUUCACCAACAUGUUCUCUUUUGCAGGAUCAGUAACAUCCCCUAAUGAGACAUUCUUUUCAUUUGACUGAUUUAUCGAAAGCUAUGAAUUAAGAUUGAUUGCUCCAUCAAACAAAAUGUUAAAAUUAUUUCUUCACAUUUUGUUGCCGAUAAUAUUGAUGGCUGCUAUUUUUGUUAUUUUUCUCAUUAUUAAAAGUUGUGCUUAUUGAAUUGUGAAGAAAGAUAAACCUCAGAACCAAGCAACUACAGAUCUGUAUAGCUUAAAAAGAACAAUUGUAGUUUCUAUAAUCUGAAUAAUUUUCUUAUUUCACCCAAUCCUCACUACAAAGUCUCUGUCAAUGUUCUUAUGCACUCAGAUUGAUGAGGAUGAUUAUAGGAUGACUAACUACAUGGAAUAUAGCUGUUACUCAUUCGACCACCUAAAAUGGGCUGUUUUCAUAUCUACUCCAAUCUUAGUCAUAUGGGUGAUCGGCCUCCCUCUAGUUGCCUUACUAAUCCUUCUGAAAAACAGAGAACAUCUUGAUGAUUGGAAAAUAAAGAAGUAUUUCAUGAUUUUGUACCAAGGAUUCAGGAAAGAAACAUUUUACUGGGAAUUUGUCAGCACCUUUCGGAAAUUCUCCAUCCUUGCUAUUAAUGCUGUGCUCAACAACGCUCCUUCGACCUACAAAAUUUUUCUUGCUAUUGCAUUUCUAGUAGUACUCUAUUUCUUACAAAAGAAGAUAAUGCCCUUCUCUAAGCGAGAGCACAACAAUAUAGACCUUCUUGGCGUCAAUGUUGGAAUACUGACAUUCUACUGCACAAUUUUAUUCUCUCAAGAAGAUUUAAGCCCAAGAGGAUUUUACUCACUAGCUCUGUUUAUUGUGUUUAUUUCAAAUGCCUACUUCAUGCUGAAAUGGCUUUACCUAGUCCUGUGUGAAAUUAAAUGGAACAAUCCUUACUUUAUAAAGCUUCUUAAGAUAUACUCAAGAGCUGUUUGUACCGAAUACACAAGACCCGACUCUAUGCCCAGUGCUAAGCCUAAAACCACCACUCUCAGAGACGUAGUUAAGGUCCAAAUACUAGGCGAAGGCAUGACUCAGCUCAACAGAGGAAAGAAGAAGCAUAAGAAGAGGCUUAAGAAGAGAAGGAAGGGAGCUAAGAGUAAGUAGACUUGGGGAUAAGUGUGGUAGAGAAGUUUUAAGUGGGGCUGGGAGCACGAGGGUAUUAUGAAAGGAAAUUUUUGAUAGAUUUGGGACAUUUGAAGGGAAAUUUGGAUGAUGGGGAGGUUAGGGUGAGGAUUAGUAGUCCUAGUGGGGUGUUGGGAAGGGGUUAAUAGAGUGGUGGCUUACUGGGGGUAGAUUUUAGGAAGAAUUUUGUGAAAGAGAAUAUUGGAAAGAAGAUGCUUGGAAUUGCAGAGGAUUCUAAUUUUGACAAUCCUUUUACUUCCAAAUCAAAAACUGACAGAUUAUUUUGGAAGCCGACGAGCAAAUCAGUUAACAGAUUCAAUAGUAAGAGAUACAUGAAUCAAAACUAGUAGCAAAUUUAAUCUGAAAUAAAAUAUUUUGAAAUGUUU